UUGAAGUGAUACCAUGCAAAAUUUGUGGUGAUAAAUCCUCUGGAAUACACUAUGGAGUCAUCACAUGUGAAGGUUGCAAGGGAUUCUUUCGGCGAAGUCAGCAGAACAAUGCAUCCUACUCCUGUCCAAGGCAGAGAAACUGUUUAAUUGACAGAACCAACAGAAAUCGUUGCCAACACUGCCGACUGCAGAAAUGUCUUGCCCUGGGAAUGUCUCGAGAUGCUGUGAAAUUUGGAAGAAUGUCCAAAAAGCAGAGGGAUAGCUUGUACGCUGAAGUGCAGAAGCACCAGCAGCGACUGCAGGAACAGCGGCAGCAGCAGAGUGGUGAGGCAGAAGCCCUCGCCAGGGUUUACAGCAGCAGCAUCAGCAAUGGUUUGAACAAUCUGAAUAGUGAAACUGGCAGCACCUACUCAAAUGGGCAUGUCAUCGAUCUACCGAAGUCUGAGGGCUAUUACAAUGUGGAUUCUGCCCAGCCCUCCCCAGACCAGUCUGGGUUAGACAUGACUGGAAUCAAACAGAUAAAGCAGGAACCUAUCUAUGACCUCACCUCUGUACCAAACUUGUUUACCUAUAGCUCUUUCAACAACGGGCAGUUAGCUCCAGGGAUAUCCAUGAGUGAAAUUGAUCGAAUUGCACAGAAUAUCAUUAAAUCUCAUUUGGAGACAUGUCAAUAUACAAUGGAGGAAUUACAUCAGCUAGCAUGGCAGACCCACACAUAUGAAGAAAUAAAAGUUUACCAGAGCAAGACGAGAGAAGCUCUGUGGCAGCAGUGUGCCAUUCAGAUCACUCAUGCUAUCCAGUAUGUGGUGGAGUUUGCAAAGCGCAUAACAGGCUUCAUGGAGCUCUGCCAGAAUGACCAAAUUCUCCUUCUUAAGUCAGGCUGCUUGGAAGUGGUUUUGGUGAGAAUGUGCCGUGCCUUCAACCCACUUAACAAUACUGUUCUGUUUGAAGGAAAAUAUGGAGGAAUGCAAAUGUUUAAAGCUUUAGGUUCUGAUGAUCUGGUAAAUGAAGCGUUUGACUUUGCAAAGAAUUUAUGUUCCUUACAGCUGACUGAGGAGGAGAUUGCCUUGUUUUCAUCUGCUGUGUUGAUAUCACCAGAUCGAGCCUGGUUAAUAGAGCCAAGGAAGGUCCAGAAGCUUCAGGAAAAGAUUUACUUUGCACUUCAACAUGUUAUUCAGAAGAACCACCUCGAUGAGGAGACAUUGACAAAGUUAAUAGCCAAGAUACCAACAAUUACUGCACUUUGCAACUUGCACGGAGAGAAACUGCAGGUAUUUAAGCAAUCUCAUCCAGACAUAGUGAACACACUGUUUCCUCCAUUAUACAAGGAGCUUUUCAAUCCAGACUCAACCACUGGCUGCAAGUGAAGGGGAUAAUAGAAUUUUCACGUAGUCAUGGAAUGCAUCACUAGUAAGACAAAAAGAAAUGUUUUCAUGAAGAAAUUAUUAAAAAUGUCAUUACUGCAACACUAGGAAUGUCCUGCACUUAAUAGAAUUAUUUUUCACCGCUACAGUUUGAAGAAUGUAAAUAUGCAACUCUGAGUGGGGAUGUCGUUUUUCUCUUUUGUUUACUUUUUUUUUUAUCUUUGAACUGACAAUGAAUAUACAAAUAUAGGACACUGGGUGUUACCUUUUUUUUUUUUAAUUUACUUUUAUUGGGGGAUGUUUUGGGAGACAACUGUUCCUAGAAUUUUAUUGUAGAUAUACAAGAUAAUAGAGCAGUACUUUGCAGUAUUACUCUUGCUGUUUAUUGUUCAAAUAUAAUUUAAGAAAAAUUCCACUUAUUAGACUGCCUAGUUCUAUGUUUUUAGAUAGUUUAAUGCAUGUGGAAAUUUGUAGCUGUGUUGGAAAUUAUGGUGCAUUUAUGGAAGACACACACACUCACAUAUAUAUGUACAUACAUAUAUAUAUAUAUGUAUGUAUGUAUGUAUAUAUGUAUGUAUGCAUUAUAUGCAUACAUGCUGUAACUUCAGAUCACAUGCCUACAUUUAAAGGAUGCUCAACCCAGCUGUCAUGUAUUUCUUACUCUCCAAGUAAUGUACUAGAUUUACUUUGAGCAAUCAAGAUUUGCUUUGCCAGCGUUAAAUUGUCAGCUGCCAAUGUGUAAUGACAGGAUCACUUCUGAGAUGUGUGUAAUGUAGUGCAUGUGUGCUGUGUGUAAAUCAAACAUCAGGAAUGUAUCAAUGGCGCAAAAGCCUUGUCUGGAUGGUUUUAGUGAAAAGAAAAAUAGGAUUGGUUUUUUUUUUUAUUUUCUCACUGUUAUAGGGAUAGAACAUAUAAAAGUGAACAUAGAAGAACCUGAUCUCAGUAAAGUAUCUGAAACAUGAGUAAAAAUGUAGACAAUCUCAUAUGUACAUUUUUCUGAUUUCACACAUGAUUUUGUUUUAUAUAUACUUCUCUG
This is a messenger RNA of Oenanthe melanoleuca, 2400 nucleotides long. It is a transcript of the gene RORB, whose product is annotated as RAR related orphan receptor B. The record is from RefSeq and is a predicted model, not a curated record. The transcript is spliced from 9 exons. Gene Ontology annotation, molecular function: nuclear receptor activity; RNA polymerase II cis-regulatory region sequence-specific DNA binding. NCBI's taxonomy places the organism in Eukaryota, Metazoa, Chordata, Aves, Passeriformes, Muscicapidae. Gene Ontology annotation, cellular component: nucleus. Gene Ontology annotation, biological process: regulation of transcription by RNA polymerase II. The coding region runs from base 210 to 1367 and encodes 385 amino acids.